Messenger RNA from Letharia lupina, 672 nucleotides. RefSeq lists its product as uncharacterized. The record is from RefSeq and is a predicted model, not a curated record. Bases 1 to 672 code for a protein of 223 amino acids. Lineage: Eukaryota; Fungi; Ascomycota; Lecanoromycetes; Lecanorales; Parmeliaceae. The transcript has 3 exons.
AUGGCCCAUGUCAUCUUGACCGGUCGCACGGGCACCGCUGGAUCCGCUGUCUUCGCCCGCUGCAUCGCUUCCUCCAGCCUCACUCGCAUUCCCGUGCUUCCAAAACGGCCCGUCAAGGAAGCCCAGAGCGUUGGAAAGGUCGAUGCGGUAUACGCAAGGACUGCUCGAGCAGUUGAAGGGAGCCAGUGGGAUGUGGGUGGGCUUCAGGGCAUCUCAGCUGGAGUUCCUACCCUCGACUACCCUCUCGCAGCCGCCAAAGCGUUCGCUACGCUGAGUCCGCUCUACAACAUUGUCUACGACUGGGGAGAAAGAGCUACGCGCGACCCAGGUCGAUUUACCGCCCUUUUCGCCAGCACGAAUGGCGCUGUCCUCCCUUCCGUCCGCCCCGCCUUUAUCGACGACACGCAGGAUGCCGAGCUCAAACAAGGGAAAAGGCCUUCCUCGUAUGCUUUGAUGGACGAGAUGGCGCUGGUGUUAAGGCCAGAUUGGCCGAGUGGAGUCAGCCCGUCAGGGAAAUUGGCAGGAGCUCAAGUCAGAUGUGUGGAAGAACAGGGAGCUGGAGAGGAGCUGGGGAGGGCAUAUCAAGGCAAGGGCGUCAGAUUUAAUGGAGAGACAGAAGGUGUGGGAAGCCUGAUUGAGAAUAUAGGAUGGAGAAGGUUGGCAGGACUGUAG